Messenger RNA from Camellia sinensis, 2276 nucleotides. RefSeq lists its product as uncharacterized. The record is from RefSeq and is a predicted model, not a curated record. Lineage: Eukaryota; Viridiplantae; Streptophyta; Magnoliopsida; Ericales; Theaceae.
AGAGAGAGAGGUUUCAAUUUAAGACUUUUAGGUAGCUAUGCCAAAUUCCAAAUAUUAAAAAAAAGUAAAAAAUAAAAUUGCACCACACAUUGCAGCAACAUAAAGUGGUUUGCUCACCAUUAUUGACCCUUGAUGUUGAUUUUAUCCAUUCCAUUUUUUUUCCCCUAUUGAUGGCAACAAUUAAUUUUUUGAUUUAUUCAGUUCUUGGUUUAAUUAGUCAAAUCAAUAGAGGCUAAAAGAGGUUGUUGAUUGAUGAUCUUAAGGUAAAAGGGUAGUAGAAGUAGCGGAGGGAAGUGUUUGGAGGAAAGAAAAUUUGGCUAUGGAAGAAGAAAAUAUUCAUCAUGCAAAUCAUGGUUAUCUGUUGCAUGGAGCAAGGAUAUGCAGUGUGUUUCUAUCAAAGAUGGUUGAGCUGCCGAUGAAGACCGGAGCUCCAGUGAGAGCUUCCAUCAUCUUCUUCCUCAUCCUCUUGAUUGGUGCCUUUAUAUCUCUCCAUUGGUUUGAUGUUGUCCCUCCUGCUAUUUCAGAUAUUUCACUUCAAAAGACAAUUCUACCCUCUAAUAGUUCCGACACAUAUCUGGUUAGAAUCAACUGCUCAAUCACAUGCCCGACUCAUUCUUUGGCAACAAUCAAAUCGGACGAAUCCUCAUCAUCGGGGACGUGCCCGGAGUACUUUCGAUGGAUCCACCAAGACCUAAAUCCAUGGAAGGAAAAAGGAAUCACUAAAGAAAUGGUGGAAAGUGCUAGGAGCAAAGCACACAUGAGAAUAGUGGUAGUGAAUGGAAGAGUAUAUUGGAAGAAGUUGAGGUGGGUGUAUCAAACAAGAGAUGUGUUCAAUAUUUGGGGCAUAUUGCAACUGUUGAGAUUGUACCCUAGAAAGUUACCAGAUUUAGAUAUUAUGUUUGAGUGCGGAGACAAACCAGUGAUUCAAAAGAGUGACUAUAGCGGAUCAAACGCCAACAACGUGACUCCAAUAUUUCACUAUUGUGGGAGUGAUUCAAGCUUGGAUAUAGUUUUUCCUGAUUGGUCCUUUUGGGGUUGGCCGGAGCUCCAAAUAAAGCCAUGGGAAGCCCUUAGGAAGGAUCUAGAAGCAGGCAACAAGAGAGUGAAAUGGAUUGAUAGGAUACCCUAUGCUUAUUGGAAAGGGAACCCAAGAGUUGGUUUAGUCAGGAAUGAGCUUCUCAAAUGCAAUCUCACUGACAGACAUGAUUGGGGUGCCCUCAUUUACGAUUUGAAUUGGGGACUUGCACGUCAAGGGAGGUAUAAAAGUACGGAUUUAGCAAAACAAUGCACUCAUAGAUACAAGAUCUAUAUUGAAGGAUUUGCGUGGUCUGUGAGUGAAAAAUAUAUUCUAGCAUGUGAUUCUAUGAGUCUGCUGGUUACACCGCAUUACUACGAUUUCUUCACAAGAAGCUUAUUGCCCUCAAUUCACUACUGGCCAAUCAACGAGAAUAAUAUGUGCAAAUCUAUCAAGUCUGCAGUUAAUUGGGGAAAUAAACACCCACAACAGGUUCAGGAGAUUGGAAAGGCUGGGAGCAAGUUCAUUCAAGAGGAGUUAAAAAUGAAGAAUGUAUAUGACUACAUGUUUCAUUUGCUAUAUGGAUAUGGAAAACUUUUGAAAUACAAACCAACUGUACCAGAAGGAUCAGUUGAAGUGUGCUUAGAGACAAUGGCAUGUUCUGGCCCAGAGUUGGAGAAGACAUUUAAGAUGAGUUCCAGGGUGAGCGGCCCAGCGGAUACGAGCCCAUGUACCAUGCCUCCACCUUAUGAUCCUACAACUCUUCAAUCUUUUCUUGAGAGGAAAUCAAAUCUAGCAAAGCAAGUGGAGAGAUGGGAGGCCAGUGAAAAUAGAUAAUUGGAAGAGACAAAUUUAGAAAACUUGAAGACCAUUUUCUUCUGCCAUCAUUUUCUAAGUGGUUAAUACGGCGAAACUAAAUGGUUUGAAUGAAGAGAAAAUAAAUAAAUAAGAAUGAUAAAAAAAAUUUAUUCAUUAAUUCUAGAAGUUUUUUUGUGAAUCAAUUAAUUAUUUUUAUUUUGGAAAGUUAUAUUAAUUUAAUUCGGUGUCAUUUGAGUUUAAAAGUGAAUACAUUUUUAUGAUUCAUUUUUCUAAUUUCUAAUUCAUUUUUGAGCGGAAAUAGAAGGUGAGGUGUGAAAGAUUCUUUUUGGAAAAUUGGUAGCUGAAGUGUUGAUAGUCGAGCGUGUAAAUCUACAUUUCUGUUAAUAUAGUUUUCUGGUGUUAUAUUGAAGUGUUACAUUAAAGUGUUAUGUUUAGAGAAAAA